AUGAAACGCGCGACUUCUACAGUCUGGGUGGUGGUGCUGCUAGCACUACUCAACGUAAUCCUCGUCCUGCGUAGGCUCUUCCAUCCAUGGAAGGGCGCACAACAAGAAGCUGCAUAUUCCUAUAUGGGAAUGAACUACCCACCCAUCUAUCCUAUCGGAGAACUUGACCCCGUCGCGAUGACUCUCCAAGAGACUGUUCGCUUCGGUUUCAACGCUUCAGACCCCAUAGAAGGACAGGAAUGGGAUAUGAUCAACGCUAUACCCAGAGGGAUAGGCCGGACACGACUUGGACCUGAUCAUCGAGCCUUCGUCCUCACGUUCCUACACCAGAUGCAUUGCGUGCGCCGCAUCCAAUAUGCACUGCUCAACCGCAACGACACGAUGGCAAGCGCAGGACACGUUAACCAUUGCCUUAAUUACUUGCGUCAGACGAUCCUCUGCGAAGCCGCCGAUUCGGUGGAGAAAGGGGACUUCAUGGAAACCGACUACGAGGAAGAACGAGUCGGAGAAACUCUGGUCUGCAGGGAUUGGGAGACUGCAAUCAGCAUCUUCGACGAGCGAUAUGAGGACUGGGUCAAGUGGAGGAAUACAUGGAACUGA
Molecule: messenger RNA, 600 nt
Organism: Pleurotus ostreatus (oyster mushroom)
Lineage: Eukaryota; Fungi; Basidiomycota; Agaricomycetes; Agaricales; Pleurotaceae
Exons: 2
Coding region: 1-600 (199 amino acids)
Biological process (GO): mycotoxin biosynthetic process
Source: RefSeq, a predicted model, not a curated record